This is a messenger RNA of Solea senegalensis (Senegalese sole), 6477 nucleotides long. RefSeq names its product atrophin 1 (gene atn1). Gene Ontology annotation, cellular component: nucleus. NCBI's taxonomy places the organism in Eukaryota, Metazoa, Chordata, Actinopteri, Pleuronectiformes, Soleidae. Gene Ontology annotation, molecular function: transcription corepressor activity. The record is from RefSeq and is a predicted model, not a curated record. The transcript has 11 exons. Bases 419 to 5698 code for a protein of 1759 amino acids.
GGGGUGGGGAAGAGACGAGGGUACGCAUCAAUUUGUACAGUCUUCAGUUGGCACCCCUGUUUUUCCCUGCAACGAGUGGAAAGACAUUUCUUUUCCUUCUUCCCCUGCGUUAUUGUUAUGAGCGGAUCCCGCUGCAACAUGAGGCAGCAGCGGCGGCAGCAGCAGCAGCAGCAGGCUGUGUUGUUGACAGACGCCCGGGCUGCGAGGUGUGCGUGUCAGCGUGCAGCAGCAUAAAGCCACACAACAGAGGGAGAGAAAGGAGAAGAGGGAGAGAGGGAGUGGGAGCACGCAUCGCUGGAUAAUAUAGGUUUUGGUAGCUCUCGUGGUGUUAACAAACAAUCCAGUCAUUAAGCAACAGGAACCAGUUCAGUCCCUGCAAUGGCUUGUGUUGUAAAAUGGAUGUUAUAAAGAAGAAAAUAUGAAAACAAGGACACACAAAGAAUCGAUGCCCAUGCGCAGUGGGCGGCGACGGGGGGCAAGUGAGGAGAGAAGGGGUAGACGCCCGCACCCCAGUCCCACUCGCCCUGAACGCAAUGAUCGUCAGACGCAAAGAGGUGCUGUUGAGGAAUUGGCUGGAAAUCGCUUCAGUCGCAGAUCACAAGGGCAUGAUUCAUCAGAGAGUGAGGGGGAGGAACUUGUGUCUCCUCCAAAGAGGCAGAAAGUUCAGGAUUCAGUCUCUACUCCCUCAAACCCUCCAGCGUCAGCACACUCGACUGACAACUCGGCUCCUUCUACUGUCCCGCCUCCAACCUCGGUUGCCAGCCAGUCCCGUGAGAGUGACAAUGAAGAUGGCCAAUCCCAGGGCAGCAGGAGUUCAGUAGUAGGGAGCCUGGCAAACAGCAGCAGCAGUCUGAGCAGUGGGAGGGAUAUAGACCAAGACAAUCGUUCCUCGUCCCCAAGUCUCUCUGCUUCCCCUCUCGGUAGCCUUGACUCUGAUUCCGACGGCCCAGACUCACCAAAGCAAGGAGAGAGAGAACGCGAGAAAGGCAAGGAAGGAGGUGCAGGGAAGGUGGGCGCAGAGGAGAGGAGAGCGCUACGAGAGGGGAGAGGGGAGGAUUCCUGUGGUGAUGGAGAAAAGAGAGAUCUGGAUGCAAGAAUUGAAGACUGUCCCUCUCUUAAGUCCCCCUCUACUCCAUGUUCUUCCUCUGGUCUCACUCCCUCCCUUCGUGGAGCAGGGGAUUCAUCAAAUGACAGCAAUAGUGGGAGAAAGUCCUAUUUCUCCCUGGACUCCAAAUUGAUGUGUAAAGUUGAAUAUGGCGGAGCAGUGGGCGUCGAUGGUGGUCUUAGUGGCAACCGACUGAAUUCCAAAGCCAGCACACAGUGUGUGACCAAGACAAGUAUCUCGGGAGGAGAUUUCUCCCAUAAUAGCCCCAACAUUCCACACUCCUUGCCCCCUCCUCUGCCACCUCCACCUGCUCUGAAGCCCUUAGAGCUUGGGGGACAAAACCUGUCUGCUGAGGUUAAGAUAGAAAAAUCAGACAAACUCUUGGACAAGGCUCAGUCCACUCCUCCUUCACUACUACCACAGACGGGCCCUCAGCCACAGUCCCAGCAUCAGACCCAGACCUCCACCAACCCUCACCACUAUAGUUCCACCGGCUGGCAGGGUGGCACAACAACUGGUUGCCAGGGGAACUGGGGCUACACCCGUUACCCUGGCAACCACCACCCACACCAACCACACCACCAGCCCCCAGUGCAGCAGCAGCAACUUCCCUCUGUUUACAAUCCUCCAUCCUCUCGCCACUCCUCCUCCCAUCCCUCUUACCUCCCCCAUCCUCAUCCUCACCCUCACAGGGAGUACCUUCCCAGGUACACUGGAGGGGGAGGGGACAGAGAGAGGGGGACUGCAGGAGAGAGGGAGAGGGGAGUGAGGGGGGAGUGUGGGGGGAGGGAGAUGAACAGGGAGUUCUCUGCUCCCAUUGGCAACAACAGCAACAACAGCAGUGGGGGUAACAGUAAUAGUGCUUGUGGUGGAGUGGGUGGGCCCAACAACAUCCAAGGAAGAGAGUUUGGGGGUGUGUCAGUGGGUCAGACCCGGGAGUUCCAAAGUUCUGGGAGAGAAGGACCUAACUUAGGUCCUGAAAGAAGAGACUUUGGUCCAGCUUUCAGAGACAGGGAGAGAGAACGGGAAGGAGGAAGAGAGUUUCCUCUUCCUAACCAAAAUCAGAAUAGAGACUUUGGCCCCAAUGGAGCUGGAGGGGGGCAUCCCAGAGACAAAGAUGGGGGUAGAUGGGCUGAGUUUGGGAGUCAGACAAGAGAAGUUGUAGGCAGUAGUAACCCAAACAACAGCUCCAUCUCUCAAGGAAAUCCUCCAAGUUCAACUAGCGGGCUACCUGUCGCGCCCAUGCUAAAUCGAGACCCACCUGCCUCACCCCAAAACAACCCCAGCCACCCCUCUCAUUCCUCUUUGCCUCUACAUCCUCACCCACAUCCCCAAAACUCAUCCAACCGAGAUUUCCCCUCUCCAAUUGAUCAGGCUCAAACCCCUUCUUCUGGACCUGAGCACUUUCACAGAGAGUACACUCCCACUGGAGGAAAAGAAUUUUCCGCUGGAGCACCUGCUUCUGCUGGCACAAAUAGAGAGUACCUUAGCUCCCCUGGGGUGACUCCAAACCUAGGGCGAGAGUAUUCAGGGCCUGGUGGAACCCAACACCCACAUACACCUCACCCCCACUACCAGUCUGGAUCUAGAGAUAGAGAAAGGGACUCAAACCUCCGAGAGUCUGCUUUGUACCAAAGUCGUGGAGGUCCAAACCAACCUCCUGCACUUUCUCCUUCCUCCUCUUCCAGCCAUCAUGUACACCCUCCAAAUGCCCCUUAUCCCCCACCACCGCCACCUCAGCCGACUCUAGUCCCACCUCAAACCUCUCAUGCCCAGCCUCCCCCAUCAGCUAUGGCACCCAGUGUACGUCCCCAACACUACCAGUCCUCCAACCAGACUCCUCCAACAUCUCAUUCUCCCUUACCCAGCCCAUCCACCAAUCAGAUGGGAGGCUUCUCAUCUUUUCCUCCUGGCUCCUCCUCUGCGCCUAACAUGCCAGUUGUGUCAUCCAGCUGUUCACCUGGAUGUCGCCCCUCCCCUUUCCAUGGCACUUUGAACAGCCACCCUCCAUUCAGUGGAACAUACCACUCUAAUGGCAACAGUGGCAAUAACAUGGCCAACAGCAAUAGCAACAUUGGUGUAGCGAGUAGCGGCAGUACCCAGUCACAGACACUCUCCCCUCAAAAUGCAUUAAAAGGACCUCCACCUCUUAGUAACUCUGCCAACAACAACAGUGUCUCGACCUCUGCCUCCAGUUCUUCACUCUCCGGUGGAGAUGGACAGUCAGAUUCAGUCCUGCCUUCCACACCUGUCAUCAAGGAAGAACCAAUUGAAGAGAGGGAAGAGAGUGAAAGCCCGCCACCAAUGUUAAGAAGCCCAUCUCCUGAACCCAAACCUGUCGACAUUCCUAUCCAUGCCAGUCAGUCAGCACGGUUUCACAAGGUCCUUGACCGUGGAAGUGGGAACUCCUGUGCUCGCAGUGAUGUCCUCUUUGUCCCGUUGGAUGGCUCCAAACUGUGGAAGAAGAGGAACGAGAUGAUCGAAAGGGCCCGGAGGGAGGUCGAACAACGGGCUAGAGACCUCAGAGAAAAGGAGAGGGAAAGAGAAAGGGAACGUGAGCGUGAGAGGGAACUGGACAGGCAUCUACAGCAACAGAAGGAUGUCAACGCCGCUGGAGGAGUUCGCCAGGGUUCCUCGCUCUUCUUUCCCUCCUCGUCCUCUAUCAUCUUAGACCCUUCCUCUUCCUCCUCAGGCAACCCUGUCUCCCACCCUCCUCCUCAUCCCCAGCAUCAUCAUUCACAUCCACAUCCACAUGCUCACCUUUCUCCAGCGCACCAUCUUCACCCCAGCCUUUCUCACUCAAUCCCCCACUCUAUCCUAUUGCCUUCCAUGGGUGGGGCUCCAGCUGUUGUUGGAGGUCCACAGGGAGCCCUUGGAAUAGGCUUAGGAGGUCCAUACCUGGGCCCCGACACGCCAGCACUGAGAACCCUGAGCGAGUACGCCCGCCCUCAUGCUAUGUCUCCUCUCGGAGCAGCAAGUCGAGCCCAGGCUCACCACCAACAAAUUCAUCAUGGUCAUCCCCAUGUCCACCCAUCAUUCUUCCUUCCUCAGUUCCAAAAUCAUGCCUUAGGCCACCCACACCACCUCCCCACUGAUGCAGCAACAGCUGCAGCCAUCUUGGGCUUUUUGUAUGGUGGCAGUCUUGAAGGUGGUCCAGGCAUUGGUGGCCACCCAGGCAUGGCAGGAGGUCCAAUUCCUGGAGGGAUUGGGGCUGCAGGAUUAGGAGGAGUUGGUUUCCCUCAUGCAGUAGCUGCGCAUCGAGAUCGAAUGAAGCCAGGAUUUGAAUUUAAGAGUGAUGAGCGGGUUUACCCACCAGUUACCAUGGCUGAUUCUGCAGCUCUUGCUCUUGCUCACUCACAUUCACAUGCACAUGCCCAUGCCCAUGCCCAUGCUCAUGCUCAUGCUCAUGCUCAUGCCCAUGCGCAUGCUCAUGCCCAUGCCCAUGCUCAUGCCCAUGCUAAUGCCAAUGCCCAUGCCCAUGUGCAUGCACAUGCACAUGCACACUCUCUGCUCCUUGGAGGAGGUUCAGGAGGCUCUAAUGAGGUGUCACUCUAUGGUACUCCACCUCCCCCAGCUCCCCCUGGCCCUCCACACCUGCAGAACCCAUCCCUGGCCCCAGUAACGCGACCCCCCAACCCUCCAGCCCCCCAGUCUCUGUCCAAUCCACCCCCUUCAUCUCUCCUCCCACCAUCACUCCCCUCUCACCCAUCAUCUGCACCGCCCACUGCCCCCACAGCCCCAGCAGCUCCUACCGCUCCUCCUACAGCUCCUCCUCCACCCGCUCCACCAACCUCCAAUGCCGCCUCACUUCAUCAUCCAGUCCCUCAUUCUUCUUUUCCCAGCUCCCUCUCCUCUCAUCUGCCACCAGCGUCUGCUCCAGCCGAUCCCCCCGAAGCCUACCCCACUCCCACCCGCUCACCUGCCUCUUAUGAGCGAGAUAGGAGCGGGGAAAGAGAGCGGGAGCGGGAAAGGGAGCGAGACAGAGCAGCUUUGCCACCCUUUGGAGACAGAGACAGGGAGAGGGAGAGGGAGAGAGAAAGGGCAGGAAGUGGUGGAGGAGGAGCAGGAGGAGGAGGGGGAAGUGGAGGAGGCUCUGGUGGAGGAAGUGGAGGAGAAAAUCUGGGACGUCUUCAGAUGCUAAAUGUGACACCUCAUCAUCACCAGCAUUCACACAUCCACUCACAUCUUCACCUACACCAGCAAGACACAGCGGCGGGCGGGGUUCACCCCCUGAUGGACCCGUUGACGUCGGGGUCUCCUUUGACACGCCUCCCAUACCCAGGAGCCACACUCGGCACCCCCAUCCUGGCUCACCCCCUCACUGACAGCGAGGUGCUUCGCCAACAGCUGUUCGGUGAGGAGAAGGCUCCUCGUCCAUGUGCUCCUUUCCGUGACUUGCCCCAGCCGUCCUCCCUCACUGGUCCCAUGUCAGCAGCCCACCAGCUCCAGGCCAUGCAGCAGGCCCAGAGUGCAGAGCUGCAGAUCCAGAGACUGGCCCUGGAACAACAGUGGAUCCAUCACCACCACCACCACUCCCUCACCCAGGACGAGUAUUACAGUCACCUGAAGAAAGAGAGUGACAAGACCCUGUGAGGGAGGGGCACAACAAGGAGCAGCAUGGAGACAAACUGAGGGAACGCGCGUGUGUGGGUGUGCGCACGCGCGCGUGGGUGUGUGUGUGUGUGCGCAAAAUGAAAUGAAUAAAGCAAAGCAAAAGCACUGGACUCAAUAAAGGAAUAAAGACUGGACCAAAGGACAGGGAACUCAACGCUCUAGAAAAAGAAGAAGAAGAUUUGUGAAGGAUUAACAAAAGAAGGACGAGCAGAGAGUUAGAAAUGUGCACCUUCAUGAAGAUCCAGCCUCCAGUGCUUCCCUGCGUAAUGUUCUCGAACUCCAGUUCUGUUUUGUAUUGUGCUCCGUACAGUAUAUUAGAUGGGGGGCAGCUAUAGUGAAGUACAGUCUGUGUAAAAUACUUUUGCCAGAAAGAAUGUGUACAUGAGUCUCUUUUAUGUUAUUGCAUGUAGCUAUAGGCGCUUAUUCUGAACUGGUGGAACUUUUAUGUUCUAUUUUUAGUAAUUACCGCCUCUUUUGUAUUCGAGGUGUGUUCUAUAUGCAUGAGACCAGCAAUUUUAGUGUUAUGUUUCGUUUAUGAUGAGUAUUGUUAUUAUUAUGAUUAAUGUUGUCUGUUUGUUGAUAAUGAUAUAAUUAUAUAUAUACAGUACAUAUUAUUUGUAUUAUUUUUUUACAUUUUCAUGGUAUGGCAGGCAGUUUUUAUUUUUAAUUUUUUUCUUAUUUUGAAUUUACCUUGUGAAACAAGAUGCAAAUGAAGGGGAAAAAAAAAAUCUGGAAAUAAAUUAUAAUCUUUUUUUCUA